Salvia splendens (bonfire salvia) is the source of this 1323-nucleotide messenger RNA. Its product is annotated as josephin-like protein. Gene Ontology annotation, biological process: protein deubiquitination. Lineage: Eukaryota; Viridiplantae; Streptophyta; Magnoliopsida; Lamiales; Lamiaceae. Bases 563 to 1102 code for a protein of 179 amino acids. Gene Ontology annotation, molecular function: cysteine-type deubiquitinase activity. The transcript has 3 exons. The record is from RefSeq and is a predicted model, not a curated record.
UACUCUUACAACACGUUUAAAUUUAACAGAAUGUUUUCCAAACCCAAUCAGAUAUAAUUCAACUCUUCGUAAUUCCUCAUUUCGAAAUCAUGAGUUGCUGAGAAGACAGUAAUUUUAGAUCGGUUUUGCUCGUCUCUUUCCUCUGCAAUUCUCUCUGCAUAUCUUUCCCCGCCGGUGAAUCAAUGAAGCGAAUUGUGAGGUUUUUACUUGCUUAAAUUAAUUUCCUUUUGCUGGAAUUUUCGUUUCAAGUGAUUUGGUUUCAGUUCAUUUUGUUCUAGACUCAUUGUGCCGGUGUGUGAAAAUCAAAUUGAAAAAAAACUCUUAAUUAUGAUCCAGGAUCACGUUACAGCAUGUUAAUUGACCUUAUCAUACACUAUAACACUGUUCUUCUCUUGUUUUCGCGCCUGUGAUUCGUCUGCAGAUCACCUAGAUUUCGUAUAUGAUGCUGGAGUAAUUUCUUCACGACUCGUUGCGUCCAAUUGAUUCCUGCUUGUACUGUUUCUAUUCGUGAGUCGUAUUGAUGCUGGCUUGUUUCUUUGUGCGAUUCUAGAUUCCGUGGAUCAUGGAUACUGAGAGGAAAUUGAUAUACCAUGAGAGGCAAAGACUGCAAUUCUGCUUAUUGCACACCCUCAACAAUCUCUUCCAGGAGAAGGAUGCAUUUUCAAGAGCGGCAUUGAAUGCCAUUGCUCGAAAGCUUGACCUUCAGGAUCCAAACCAGUCAUCGUGGACUCCAUUGUCAGUAGUUUUUAAGUCUCAUCACAAUGUGGUUACAGGGAACUAUGAUGUCAAUGUACUGAUUGCCGCACUUGAAGAAAGGGGUAAGACGGUAAAAUGGCAUGAUCGGAGAUGUGGAGCAUCCGCAAUUGGUCUUGAUGAUAAAUUGUUUGGCAUCGUGCUCAAUGUUCCGGUCAAAAGGUAUGGCGGCCUGUGGAAAGGCAGGCAUUGGAUUGCAUUGAGAAGAGUUGAUAGUGCUUGGUACAAUCUGGAUAGUGAUUUUUCCUCUCCCUAUCAAUUCAAGAAUACCGAAGAAAUAACAGAACUCUUGGAUGGUGUGAUUUCAACUGGAGGCGAGAUUUUGCUUGUCAUGAAUGGCGAAGACUGAGGUUAAAGGAAGAACAAAAGAGUUUUGUUUUCGUCCUAUGGCUUUCGGUGGCCUAUUUGACGCAGCAUAAGGCUCUUGGUGUGACUAACUCUUUCGAACCUGAGAAGUUUAAGGCGUUGAUAAGUUCGACAUGGAAAGAGUUUUGUUUUUGUUUCUGUUUCUGUUUCGUGUCAUUCCUAUUCCUAAGCUGACUCAAGGCUUUGCAAGCUUCAAGUGUUUUG